CAAGUACCGCACAACUUCCUUACUACUUCAUCUCUUGUUACCCUCUCCAACAAAAAUCAAUGGCGCGAAGAAACAUGGAAAUGGCGGUGGUGGUGCUGCUUGGCCUGUUGGCUAUGGUACAACAGACCAUGCAACUGAGCCUGAAAAACCCUCUUCCUUUGUUAUCCCGUAAUAUCAGAACUGACGACACGCCAGCAUUUGGCCUCAUUACCACUUCCUAUAGCGCUGAAAAGGCACUUAAUGAGUCUGGUUACUUUGUUCCUACUUCAUAUACUGACUUGUUUGGAAGAAGAUUCGUGACUGGAACAAUUUAUGGAGCCAGAGUUGUGUACGUCAGAACUUCAAGCUCUCCAUCAGUACAUGCUGGAAUCACUGUGCAAAUUAUGGCGGAUAACUUCAACCUUGCAGGAAUUGUUCAUUUUGGAAGUGCUGGAACCACUAAUGAAACAUUGAGCAUUGGCACUGUUUCUGUUCCCCGCUUUGUUGGCUUCACAGGCUCUUGGGAAUGGCUGAGCAAAGACUCGAAUGAACAAGGGGAACUCGUUAUCGGAGAUUUCAAUUAUCCAGAAAAUGGUCAGAAUUUGUUGGGAAGUAUUAAGUACGAUGAAAUAGACAUUUACUACAAGGGAAAAAUCUUGGAGAGUUUCUGGGUCUAUCCUUAUGCAAGGUGGCUAUUGUAUGCCUCCAGGAUUCAGAUUGACUCAGGAGAUGUUAUUGUUGGAUUGAAUUCUUCUAGUUCUGACAUUUACGUGAACAACCCUGCAUACAGAGAGUUCCUCUACAAGAGUUUUAGAGUUUCAACUGUUGAUACUAGCAGUGCUGCUGUGGGCUUGGGAGCAAAGUCGAAUGCUCUAAGGUUUAUUUCGUUCCAAGGAAUAUCAAACUCCGCAGGUGCUGGAGAUACCAGCCAGAGUGCUACUGAAUUGGCCAGCAAAAAUGUUGUCAAUGCUGUAAUCAACUUUAUUUGGCAAGCCACUGUGCCUCGUUAUGCUCAUGAAGCAUAGAUCUUUAGAUUUCAUGUAUGUUGCUGAUUUUCCCUUUUGAGUACUAAAUAAAAGCUAUGUCCAAAUGUACUCAAAUGGGUUAAUUUCGUAAUGGCAAUGAAAUAACUUGUUAUGUAUA
Ricinus communis (castor bean) is the source of this 1122-nucleotide messenger RNA. Its product is annotated as bark storage protein A. Gene Ontology annotation, molecular function: catalytic activity. NCBI's taxonomy places the organism in Eukaryota, Viridiplantae, Streptophyta, Magnoliopsida, Malpighiales, Euphorbiaceae. The transcript has 6 exons. The coding region runs from base 60 to 1004 and encodes 314 amino acids. Gene Ontology annotation, biological process: nucleoside metabolic process. The record is from RefSeq and is a predicted model, not a curated record.